Pygocentrus nattereri (red-bellied piranha) is the source of this 1585-nucleotide messenger RNA. RefSeq lists its product as uncharacterized. Gene Ontology annotation, biological process: adaptive immune response. Bases 35 to 673 code for a protein of 212 amino acids. The transcript has 4 exons. Gene Ontology annotation, molecular function: signaling receptor activity. Gene Ontology annotation, cellular component: membrane. The record is from RefSeq and is a predicted model, not a curated record. NCBI's taxonomy places the organism in Eukaryota, Metazoa, Chordata, Actinopteri, Characiformes, Serrasalmidae.
AAGUAACAUCAGUUUUGCAGAUGCAGCCGUGACGAUGACUCUGAGUGUGACUCUCUGCUUUACUGCUGUUCUGUUCAGCCAAUACAGUGCCAUUCUAACAGCAGGCUCUGUGAUGAAGAAUCAAGGAGAAAAUCUGACCAUGGCGUGCACCACAGAGGACACUGACCCAACAGGUUUAUACCUACAUCUAAGAUGCCCUGAGAAACAUGAAGUAUUUUACUAUGACUUCAGCAGUAAAACACUGACAAGCCCCCCUGAGUUCGAGGAAAGAAUUACUGUCAGUGGUGACCCCAAGAAGCUAACAGUAACCAUCACUAGUCUACGAGUGAACGAGUCGGGCGUCUACUCCUGCGUCUUUAACUUUUUUGAUGUAAAACGUGUAGAAAAGGAGACGAAUGGUGCUCUGCUGUUUGUGAAAGCGAAAGUGGCAGUGACUGACAAAGUUUCUCGUACAGAACCAUCUACAUCUACCAUGCCAGAGAUGCUAGUGUUGGUUUCCGCAAUUAUGGCCUGCACUGUUGUCAUACUGUGUAUGCUGGUGACCGCAGUGUGGGUAGUACCAAAGGUGAAGGCCCUGUGUGCGAGGCGGAGAGAAGACAGGUCCAAGGCUCAUAACGUAGUCCAUAACGCAGUUUAUGAAGAUAUGCGCGCCCACCGUAUGCGACAGAUCUAAUUUGAGCCCCCCUUUCCUGCACUCAGUGGUUUAAGGUUUGCCCUAUUCAUCAUUGCUGGAUGCGCAAAACAACCUCGUUUGCUCUUCCAAUGCAGAUACGAAAGACUUCAUUUUUGCUGCUGUCGGGACAAAAUCUCGUAUCCCCAUUUUUGUUGUUUGUCAGUUUUUCACAUAAUUUGAAUGUACCUUUUGGCCUUUAAAUUGCGUGCAAAUUUCAUGAUUAAUGGACCAAUAUAAAUGACCUAAAAUGACUUGGGGAACAAUUCUGGUUCCAUUGACCUACAAGUGUAAAGUAUGUUUUUCCUCUACCUGUAAAGUUUCCAUUACAGGAGAUACAAGGUAUUUUACAUUUUUCCCCCUUUUUACCAUAAUUAAAAAAACACCUGCUGACCUUUACAUUGUGUAAAAAAUUCAUGAUGAACGAAGCAUUUUAAAUGCUUCAAUGACUUCGAAAAAAAAUCUGUCUGCAUUAACGUCCACUUACGGUUUUUACCUGUAAAAUGACCAUUUUGGAGAUACAACGUUUUGUUCCGACUGCAAUGACAUUUUACUAAUACAAAGUAAAUCACUUUUGUCGGAAGAAAACCUUGUAUCUCUAAAACUGUAACUUUACAGGAGGUAAAAAAAAAUCAAUGGAACCAGAAUUUUUUACAUUUUAGGCCGCUUCUUUCAGUCCAUUCAUUAUGAAAUUUACAUAUAAUGUAAAGAGCAAAAGGCAUUUUCAAAUUAUGUCAAAAACUGAAAAACGGGAGAUGCAAGAUUUUCUUCUGACAGCAGCGAAAUGCUGCAUUAUGUGUAUAUUGCUGUAUAUUGCUGUAAAUAGAUACUUUUAAAAUAUUUUGUAAUAUAAUGCCAAUAUGUUCUAAAGGUGCAACUAAUAAAUAAAUAAAUACUUAUGUUUGUUACAAUGCA